Messenger RNA from Didymodactylos carnosus, 444 nucleotides. Lineage: Eukaryota; Metazoa; Rotifera; Eurotatoria; Philodinida; Philodinidae. The record is from the annotation of a GenBank genome assembly.
AUGACUAUAGAGCUGCUAGACCAGCAAGGAAGACCACCCAAUGCGUCAAGAAUAAAAUAUCAAAAUUAUGUGGUUAACGAAUUGCUAGAAAAAAUUGAUCAACGUUCGAAAAUUCUAACAAGUAACAAUACUACAAGCCAAGAUGGUGAUAUGUUGAUCUUGACAAAUGAACGAAUUGAAAAAGAAGGAGAAUCAAAUUUAAAAUACUUAACAUAUUAUGUAUCACCAAUACCAUCAACAACAACUGUACCAGAUGACUAUCAUGAAACCAAUUCAUAUAUAAAUAAUUUAACAUCUGAUGAUUAUAUACAAUAUUGUUUAAGAAUUCGACGUCAAACAGGUCAAGUUUCGCUUAUUCACGCUGGUGUCAACGAUAUUUAUAAUCCUUCACCAUUAGAAUGUAGCUUUACUAAAGAUAAAUUAAAUUCGACGAAAUUAGAAUAA